UAAACACGUGUUUACAUUGGUAUUUGCCUUCAGCAAACGAUCCAGACCCGAUUUUGAGACAAGUGCAGAUAUUUUAUAUAAAUUGUGAUCAACGGAAUAUAUUAUAUUUGAAAUAAAAUAAAAUGGGUCGUAACAGAAAAUCGAAUCCGUUUGCAGCGAAGAAACGUCAAAAGCGUGAGAAUCAGGGUGUCGACCCCAGGCCGGUGCGCCAGGAACCUUACGAGGAUAUCAAACGUGAUAAUGCUGCUUUCAUUAAAUACUAUCAGCUGCAAAAUAUAUGCGCUGAUGAGUCAGAAUGGGAACAAUUUCUAACCAAAAUACGCGAUAACCUGCCAGUUACAUUCCGUGUGACUGGUUUUCGCGGUGAAGCGAAAGCUUUACUCGGUAUUAUCGAGACUGAGUUGUUUGCUGACUAUGUGGAUAGCGUUGCCGAAUUGCAUGGCAUUUCAAAAGAAGAGGUAGAACGUCCAUUACCAUUGCCUUGGUAUCCAGAUGGUUUGGCCUAUCAGCUACAAUUGACACGCAAAGAUAUCCGCCGCUCGGAGCCACUAUUCCGUUUGCACAAUUUUCUUAUAACUGAGACAAAUGCUGGUAGUAUAAAUCGCCAGGAGGCCGUCUCGAUGAUACCACCGUUAGUAUUGGAUGUACAACCAACCGAUAAAGUGCUGGAUAUGUGCGCAGCGCCGGGCUCGAAGACGGCGCAGCUCAUUGAGGCGCUUCAUAGUGCGCCGGAAAAGCAUAAAAUACCACCGGGCUUCGUAGUGGCAAAUGAUGUAGACAAUAACCGCUGUUACAUGUUGGUACAUCAAGCGAAAAGGCUGAAUUCACCCUGUUUUGUGGUAACCAAUCAUGACAGCAGUUUCUUUCCAAAUUUGCUGCAAACCGAAGCCGAUGGUAGUAAAUCCAUUUUGAAAUUCAAUAAAAUUUUGUGCGAUGUUCCAUGUUCAGGCGAUGGUACGCUGCGCAAAAAUCCCGACAUUUGGACGAAAUGGAAUUUAGCGCAGGCGUAUAAUUUGCAUGGUAUUCAAUACCGCAUCACACGCCGUGGCGCUGAAAUGCUCAGCGUCGGUGGCCGUUUGGUCUACUCGACAUGUUCACUAAAUCCUAUUGAAAAUGAGGCUGUGUUGCAACGGAUUAUUGCUGAUGCAGAUGGUGCAUUAGAAAUUGUGGAUGCUGCGCAUUUAGUGCCAGGCUUGAAAUUUAAGCCCGGCAUGACAAGUUGGAAACUAGCAACGAAGGAAGUUGAUCAAGUAUUUACCAGUUUCGAUGAGGUGCCUGAGAAAUACCACACUGUCAUAAGACCCAACAUGUUUCCACUGCCGAAGGAGCAAAUUGAAAAAAUCGGUUUGGAAAAAUGCAUUCGCGUGUUGCCGCACCUACAAGACUCUGGUGGCUUCUUUGUCGCUGUCAUUGAAAAACGUCGCCAAUUGCCAUUCGAGAAGAACGAUUUGAAAGCGUUACUCGAAAAACCCAAACCCGAAGUAAAAUUAGAUGAGAAUGGCCAACCAAUUGAAGAGAAAUCUGUGCCAUGGGGACCGCAACGCAAGCGUCGUCGUCUGCACGGUUAUAAAGAAGAUCCAUAUGUAUUCUUCGAGGAACAGGACGCCGAUUGGGAUGAGUUGAAAUCGUUCUUUGCGCUCGACGAUACGCUUAAUAAGCGUUGCUUGCUAACACGCUGCAUCACCGAUAAGAAAAAAAACAUCUAUUACUGCUCCGAACCCAUACGUGAUAUGGUGCUGUUGAAUGAGGACACAAUUAAGAUCAUAAAUACAGGUGUGAAAACAUUUGUGCGCUGUGAGAACCGUCACACGUCGCAUCCGUUUCGUUUGGCGCAGGAAGGACUGCAGACGACAAACGCAUUUAUGGGUGCAAUUCGUCGUAUAGUAAUCUCAAGAGAAGAUUUAAUUUUACUGCUCAAUUGCACAGAUCCAACUAAGCCACCUUCAACGAUGCAACUAGCGCCGGAAACACAGGAGCGUUGCAAGGAAUUAGGUGUUGGCAGCUGCAUUUUGAAAUAUGAAGAUCCACGUUUCACACUAUUUCUUGUGGGCUGGCGCGGCUCUUCAAGUUUACGCGCCUAUGUAGAUACAAAUGAGACAGUGCAUGUUCUGCGUUUACUGGGUGCCGAUAUAAGCAAGUUUGAAGUCAACAAGUAUGAAAAGGCUAAAGAGGCUGCGGCUGCAGCAGCGGCAGCGGCAGCGAUUGCUGCUGAGGCUAAAGAAGUAACUGCUGAUGUAAAGGAAACGGCUGUGGAACUACCAGAGGAUAUUGCUAUGGUAUCGAGUGACGCGGUCAAUGAAGCGAACGCGGUCAAUGAAGCGAACGCGGUGCCAGUCGCUGAAUAA
Anastrepha obliqua is the source of this 2345-nucleotide messenger RNA. It is a transcript of the gene Nsun2, whose product is annotated as tRNA (cytosine(34)-C(5))-methyltransferase. Gene Ontology annotation, cellular component: nucleus; cytoplasm. Gene Ontology annotation, biological process: tRNA methylation. The record is from RefSeq and is a predicted model, not a curated record. Bases 123 to 2345 code for a protein of 740 amino acids. Lineage: Eukaryota; Metazoa; Arthropoda; Insecta; Diptera; Tephritidae. The transcript is spliced from 7 exons. Gene Ontology annotation, molecular function: tRNA binding; tRNA (cytidine-N5)-methyltransferase activity.